This is a messenger RNA of Misgurnus anguillicaudatus (oriental weatherfish), 4887 nucleotides long. RefSeq names its product rho GTPase-activating protein 45. Gene Ontology annotation, biological process: signal transduction; activation of GTPase activity. Gene Ontology annotation, cellular component: membrane. The record is from RefSeq and is a predicted model, not a curated record. Lineage: Eukaryota; Metazoa; Chordata; Actinopteri; Cypriniformes; Cobitidae. Gene Ontology annotation, molecular function: GTPase activator activity.
CAGCAGCGCUGUGUGCACACAGACUGCGCGUGAAUGAUAGAAGAGCAGGAAGAGAGCGCGCAACUGAACUCUCAUGAUGGGGAAGUAAGUGUGUCGCAGAAAAGCGUCAGGAAAUUCUGUAAGCCACUGUCUGCCACAUUUAUAAAGAUUAUUUCUGCUGGAGUAAACAGCGUGAACAAUGUUUUCUCGCAAGAGAAAGGACUUGAUAACCAAAGCGCCUUCAGUCUCCAAAAAGAGUAACGCAGGAAACGCCGGAGCGCAAAACCCUUCGCUGUCAUUUCUUCAGGAACUCUAUUACUAUGACACUAACGAUGUUACCUGCACAUCGGUCCCUUCAGACUCCGUUACCUCCUCGUGUCCAGGUACCCCGUCCCCCCACUCCAAGCUAUCAGCGUGCAGCUCACCCGUCGCUCCUGUCAAACGCCCCACGGGUCUCAGCCGUCAUGCCAGUGCAGCUGGUUUUCCCUUCCAGACCGCUGGGACGUGGGGUUUUCAUAAGGGUUACAUCCGCAGCCCUCUUACUCACGGGCAUGUGUCCGAUGUCAUGGAGGGGUCUGUCAUCGAGGUGGAGAAUAUCCCACUGCUCCUCAGAGAUGUCGCCCGAUUCGCUGAGGCCGUGGAGAAGCUAAAGGACAUGGUGAUGGGUGACGUGAAAGAAGAUACACACAGCAGGUCAGCGGUUCAUGAGUGUUUGGGAGAAGUUUUACGAGUGUUACGUCAGGUGAUCAGUACAUAUCCACUACUGAACACUGUAGAAACACUCACGGCAGCGGGAACUCUCAUCUCAAAGGUUAAAGGGUUGAGUUAUGAAGGCACCACAGAUGCUCAGAAGAAAGACUUUGAGAAAGCAAUCGAGACCAUCGCCGUGGCCUUCAGCAGCAAUGUUUCAGAGCUGUUGAUGGGUGAGAUUGACAGCUCGACUCUUCUGUCACUGCCACCAACAGAGAAGAGCAGAUCUAUGGAGGAUCUGUACAGGGUUUCAUCAUCACAGGGAUCUGAUGGAGGAGGAGAAUUCAGUCAUCAUGACUGCACAGUGAGUGCACAAGAAGUUGAUAUUCUCCUACAGCGCAGUGAAGGUGGAGUCGACUCGGCUCUCAGUUACACCAAAUCUAUCGCCAAAUACAUGAAAGACAUCAUUGGAUACGUAGACAAGAGAAUCGCUCUCGAAAAUGAGUUCUCCAAAGGUCUUCAGAGACUCUAUCAGUCCUGUAAACAAAACAUUAUUCAGGAAAACAUGCCGUUAUUGUCGAUCUUCUCAUUGGCUCUUGAGCAGGACUCAGAGCAGAGCAGUGGUUUACAACAGGCCACAAACAACAUCUAUACACACUCAUUUCUGCAGCCUAUGACACAACGCAGACAGGAACAUGAGAAGAAACGUCGAGAUAUAAAAGAGCAGUGGCAGAGAGCCAGAAGAAAGCUGGCCGAGGCAGAGUCAAAUCUACGCAAGGCUCGUCAACUUUACAUGGGUCGAUGUGAAGAGUAUGAGAGAGCUCGCACGGCCGCCAAUAGAGCUGAAGAGGAACAAAGCGGAACGGGAAGCAACUCGACCACUAAAGUCCUGGACAAGAAGAGACGACUGGAGGAGGAAGCACGAAAUAAAGCAGAGGAGGCGGAGGCGACAUAUCGCACCUGCAUAGCUGAUGCAACGACUCAACAUCAGGAACUGGAGGACAUGAAGGUGAAUGUGUUAAAACAGAUCCAGGAACUCAUCAAACAGACCGAUCAGAUCUUACGAGCGUGCACAAUCUCAUACUAUCAGACGAUGCAUGUGCAGACAGCAGCACUGCCGGUUCAUUUCCAGACGCUGUGUGAAAGCUGUAAGCUGUAUGAUCCGGCUCAACAGUACGCCGCAUACGUCAAAAACCUGCAGCUCAGGCCAGAAGUCCCAGUACAAUACCAGUUUGAGAAGUAUUCUGCAUCCAGCCACCAACCUACUCGGACCCGGAACAACAGCCUCUGUAGAGAAAACAGCUCUGAUGCUCCACCCAUUCCAGAAGGGGCGGGGCUGGUAGAAGGGGGCGUGGUUAAACAAAGACGUGGUCAAGGCAGAGAUCACCAGCAGGCUCAUAAGUCCUGGCCAUCCACACUGAGUGACACAGACAGUAUUGGGCCAGGGAGUGGACUUGGCUCUCCAACAUCCAGCACAGGAGACAUCUCGAAACCUUCGAGGCCAGUGUCUGCCACCACUUUGUCAUCCAAUGAAGACUUAGAAGAUAGAGACAGUGCCAUGACUCCAUUUGUACAAAGUAUUAAUGGCAUCGAGCCUGAAAGCGCAGCCCCUACCGGACCUUUCAGAAAUGUGGGAUUAUCAAAAGCUGCAAAAACGCAUCGACUGCGCAAACUGCGAACACCCUCGAAGUGCAGAGAAUGUGACAGCUAUGUUUAUUUCCAGGGUGCAGAAUGUGAGGAGUGUUUUCUGGCGUGUCAUAAGAAGUGUUUAGAGUCGCUGGCGAUUCAGUGCGGUCAUAAGAAACUUCAGGGUCGUCUGCAGUUGUUCGGCCGUGAUUUCUCUCACGUCCUGCAGGGUGAUGAUGAUGGUGUACCCUUCAUUAUCCGAAAAUGCAUCACAGAGAUCGAGAGGAGAGCGCUUGGAAUGAAAGGGAUCUAUCGUGUGAAUGGAGUCAAGACUCGUGUAGAGAAGUUAUGUCAGGCAUUUGAGAACGGUAAAGAGCUGGUAGAGCUUUCACAGGCGUCUCCACAUGACAUCAGCAAUGUGUUAAAACUCUACCUCAGACAGCUUCCAGAACCCAUCAUGCCGUUUCGUAUGUAUCAUGAGCUGAUGGGUUUAGCAAAGGAAAGUCUGAUCUCAAACACAGAGGCAGGCGAGGGGCUGAAGGGGCCAGAGAUUGUUGAUCGUGGGUCAGAAACAGAAGCAGAAGUGUUGACCCUGGUGGAGAAACUCAGAGAUCUGCUGAAACGGCUGCCACAAGCUAACAUCGCUAUACUGAACUACAUCAUACAACACCUGCGCAGAGUGUCUGAAUUGGAGCAGGAUAACAAAAUGAGUGUGAGUAAUUUGGGUAUCGUGUUUGGACCAACACUGAUGAGACCCAAACCCACCGGAGCGACGGUGUCUCUCUCAUCUCUAGUGGAUUAUCCACACCAGGCUCGAAUCGUUGAGGCUCUGAUCAUCUUCCAGCAUAACAUCUUCAUCUCUGAUGAUAGAUCGUCAUCUUCAGUCAGCCAGGAUCAUGAGGCUGGAUCUCAUGAAGAAGAGAACAGACCAGAUGUAGAAUGUGGUGACUCGCUGGGAUCUUCAGGUUCUCAUGAGCGUUGCCCAGAUUCAGACUCUGAUGGGGAGGAACUAAUCGAAGGAGGAACACAGCGCCCCCCUCUGCUCAGUCAGGAGAGUGAGACCAGCACUGAUGAAGACCAGUUGAGUCCCAGAGUGAGUCUGGACCUGAGCGGAUUCGUACCAGAGACCAUCCCAGAACAGACCACCGGUACUGACUCGCAGUCAGAUCAUACAGAAGACCCUGAACAGCUCUCAGAUCAGUGAGCUUAAACGAUAGUUCACCAAAAAUAAAAGUUCUCUCAUUAUUUACUCACCCUCAUGUUGUUAUUACCAUUAUUUAUCAGAAGAAGAUAUUUUUAACGGUAUCCAUUGACUUCCAUAGUAUUUGUUUUUCCAACUAUGAAAGUCAAAGCCAAUAUCAUUUAUCAAAAUAUCUUCUUAUAAAUAAUAAAGAGACAACAUGAGGAUGAAUAAAUGAUGGCAGAACUUAAUUUUUUUUGGUGAAUUAUCCCUUUAAUGUGUCAUGACUUUGAAGAGAGAGUAUUGUUUAUUUUAUAUCUAUUUUUUAUGCUUUUGGGCCAUUUUUGCCUUUAUUAGAUAGACAGUAUAGGAGAGGAUACCGGUAAGAAAGUAUAGGGUGGAGAGAGGGAUACGGGGAUUUCGUCAAAGGACCUCGAGGCGGGAUUUGAAGUCGGGUUGCAGAAAGUCCAUCUGCUCCAUAUGUCGGACAUUUAUUUUAUAUCUAUUAAUGAAUGAAUAAAAGUUCAGAGAAGUAACAUCAGAUUAGAUGUGUAUUAGACUGAGGACAGAAAGAAAGGGACAGUUCACCCCAAAAAUGUAUCUUCUACCUAUCAUCAUUUAAUCAUUACAAAACCCAUCUGACUUAUAUUUAAGGUUAUGUUUUUAUAAAGGAAGCUCUGUGUUAUUUAUUCAUUUACACACUUUCUAUGUUUUUAUGGUUUUACAUCAACUAAAAUGUCUGAAUGAGACCAACAUGUUGAGUACAUUAUACUGUAGAGUGUUUGGGAGAUGAGAUGUAGCUGAUGAUGGAGGAUAUUUCUGUUUAUAUUCUCUGAAAAAGAUUUCAAUGCACUAGUCUAUAAAGAAAGAGAAUGAUGUUCAUUUCAACACAUAAAGUAAUAUUGCAAAGAAUGUCACAUACAAGAACAACAAAAAUAUACGUUUAUUAUUUAAUAACGUCUUUAGGUGAUUUACUGUAUUGUAAAUAUGAAACGUUUUUUGCAGAAAGACCCCCAUCUUUUUUUUGAUACAUUAACAUUAAAAAGCUCAGAGAAUUUGUAUAAAUAUUUGUUUUAUGUUAGCACUGGAUGAGAUCUAAUGAAAUCGCUUUACUGAUGUGUGGUGAAUGUUUAUGAGUCUCACACUGCUGGUCAGUGUGAUGUUUGAAUGGUUAAUACACAACUAGUUGUUCAGAAAGAAAGAGAUUGUUGAGUGUCAUCGGGAUAUCAUUUCACCUGUUAACAUUUCUUGUCUGUACAUUUCACCGAUGCAGGAGGGUUGAAUAUUAGUUCUGUAACUGUAUUAACAACCCUGUGACUGUAUGACUGCUUACUUAACACAAUAUUCAUAUUUACAUAUAAUGUAAAUAUAUUUGCUGAAACAAAAAUAUUCAAUAAAAUAUUUAGAGAAUG